AUGGCCGACCUCGACGUUGAGGCACUGCUUGAUGCCACUGCCAACCCCAAGAAUGAUGCAAGGGAAGCCAAGUCGGAAGAACCUGAUGACCGCUUGAAGUCGGAUCGUAGCGUGCGGCGGGACCGCGACCGCGCCCGCGAUGACAGCCGAGAACGCGACCACGAUCGCAAGCGCCGCGACCGUAGUUUUGACCGCGACCGACGGGACCGUGGUGAUGACAAGGGCCGGGAGGCUACCCCGCGUAGCGACACCGGUAGUCACAAGAGUAGGCGCAGAAGCAGGAGCCGCGAUGAUGACCGUCGACACUCACGACGUCACAGAGGAGGCGACGGAGAUUUCUACCGCAGCAGCCGCCGCGGCGGAGGCGGAGGACGAGAACGCUCUCGCUCCCGCUCCCCCAAUCGAUAUUAUCGCCCGCGCGAUGGUGGUCGUGAUGACCGCUCCAACCAUCACCGGGGCAGCAGGGAUGAUGAUCGUCCCCACAAUGGCCGAACUCCCAAGCGCGAUGCCACUCCCCAGCUGACGGAAGACGAGCGUGAUCGCAGAACCGUGUUUGUACAGCAGCUUGCUGCCCGUCUCCGAACCAGGGACCUCAAGGAGUUUUUCGAGAAGACUGGACCCGUGAACGAGGCCCAGAUCGUCAAGGAUCGCAUAAGCGGAAGAUCCAAGGGGGUGGGCUAUGUUGAAUUCAAGAACGAAGAAUCCGUCACUGCUGCUCUUCAGCUCACAGGUCAAAAACUCCUAGGUAUCCCGGUCAUUGUACAGCUUACCGAGGCUGAGAAGAACCGGCAAGUCCGCACUACCGAGGGCUCUGGCACCCACGCCAACUCCAUUCCUUUCCACCGCUUGUACGUGGGCAACAUCCACUUUAGCAUCACAGAAACAGACUUGCAAAAUGUUUUCGAGCCCUUCGGCGAGCUCGAGUUCGUUCAACUCCAGAAAGACGACAAUGGUAGGAGCCGUGGCUAUGGGUUUGUACAGUUCCGUGAAGCUGACCAAGCUCGUGAGGCUCUCGAGAAGAUGAACGGGUUUGAUCUCGCCGGUCGACCAAUCCGUGUCGGACUUGGAAACGAUAAGUUCACCCCUGAGUCAACUGCCAAUCUCCUACAGAGAUUCCAGGGCCAAAACCAACCAUUCCAGGGAUCUGCCUUUUCGGGCGCCGGUGGACGCGGCCAACAAGCUAGUGGGUUUGAUCGCGCCGGUGGCCGAGAUAACGACAAGGCGACUGGUGCCAGUGCCUUGGACGACACUGAUGUCGGCGGCGUCAACUUUAACAACUACAGUCGCGACGCUCUGAUGCGCAAGCUUGCUAGAACCGAUGACGCCCCCGCCCCUGGUCGGGAUGAGAGACAGAUUCUCAAGCCUAAAACAGAGACUAAGCCAUUGCCCGUCAAUGUCAAUAUGGCAAGUCGUUGUGUUGUCUUGCAUAACAUGUUUGAUCCAAAUGAAGAAGAAGGUGAAAGCUGGGUCAAGGAACUGGAGGAUGACGUUAGACAGGAAGCCGAAGAGAAGUAUGGCCAUGUGGUCCAUAUCUCGCUCGACCCCAACUCCCAGGGCGACAUAUACCUCAAGUUCGACAAGGUUCAAGGCGGCGAGAACGCCAUCAAGGGUUUGAACGGCCGGUACUUCGGCGGACGCAUGAUCAGCGCCGCACCUGUUGUGGAUGCCGUCUACAGCAGUUUGUUUUCACGCACCAAGGCUAUCUGA
This is a messenger RNA of Pseudomassariella vexata, 1707 nucleotides long. RefSeq lists its product as uncharacterized. Lineage: Eukaryota; Fungi; Ascomycota; Sordariomycetes; Amphisphaeriales; Pseudomassariaceae. Gene Ontology annotation, biological process: mRNA processing. The record is from RefSeq and is a predicted model, not a curated record. The transcript has 4 exons. Gene Ontology annotation, molecular function: RNA binding. Gene Ontology annotation, cellular component: nucleus. The coding region runs from base 1 to 1707 and encodes 568 amino acids.